AUGGCUACACAGUCGAGGUGGAGCACGUGGCAACACAUCGGAGACGUCGUUGGAGUCUUCAGUCUCCGUUUCUACCAACAGUUUCGACUUCAGUAG
Molecule: messenger RNA, 96 nt
Organism: Caenorhabditis briggsae
Lineage: Eukaryota; Metazoa; Nematoda; Chromadorea; Rhabditida; Rhabditidae
Exons: 2
Coding region: 1-96 (31 amino acids)
Source: RefSeq, a predicted model, not a curated record